Necator americanus (New World hookworm) is the source of this 1050-nucleotide messenger RNA. RefSeq lists its product as uncharacterized. The record is from RefSeq and is a predicted model, not a curated record. NCBI's taxonomy places the organism in Eukaryota, Metazoa, Nematoda, Chromadorea, Rhabditida, Ancylostomatidae. Bases 1 to 1050 code for a protein of 349 amino acids. The transcript has 2 exons.
AUGUACAAGGUAUUGGAGCGCAUUAUCCUCGACCGACUCAUUAAACAUCGCGAAGAAACAACGCGCGACGAGCAAGCUGGCUUUCGUCCUCGCCGAUCUACGAUUGACCAGCGUUUCUUUGAAGCCACGUUCGACUCUCCUCAUCGAGCCCGUCUUCUCAACGCGCUCCACGCCGACGGAUUACAAGGAAAGUUCAUUCGCUUGCUUGAUGACAUGAAUCAACGAACAACUGCUGCAGUUCGAACACCACCCGGAUGUACAACACCGUUUGAAGUGGUAACUGGAGUAAGACAAGGGGCACUGGCAGGACCUUUCCUGUUCAAUUUCGCAAUCGACGACAUUAUGCGAAGAACAGUCGACCAUUGUCCUGCCGACAUUGUCUUAGCACCAUCAGGGUGCCCCUUGACUGACCUCGAGUACGCCGACGAUGUCGUUAUAUUCGCGGAAAGCAGUACGAAACUUCAACAUGUUGUCAACCUUGUAUCAAAGCCGGCUGCAGCCUAUGGACUACGCCUACGCCCUGAUAAAUGCAAGCAGAUGUGGAUCUCUUCGAGACCACGAACGGGAAUCAGGGUGGACGGACAACCGAUAGAACUCGUCGAUGAGUUUUGUUACUUAGGCUGUACGCUGAAGAACAAUGGCAGCUACGAGAGAGAUGUUCAGCAAAGAUGCGCUAAGGCCACUUCUGCAUUUAACUCCUUAACGAAAUGCCUGUGGUCGACCCCCAUCACCAACGAAGUCAAGCUGCGAGUCUACCUAUCCGCAAUUCACCCCAUCAUGAUGUACGGAUCGGAGACUUGGGCAGCACCAUCAACGGUUAUGGAGAGGCUUGACUGCACGGAACGAAAGCUGCUUAGACGGCGAUUUGGCUACUUUUGGCCUAAGGUAUGUCACAAUGAAGAUCUUUACGCAGAAAUUGAUGUGGUAUACCGGCGGAUGACACGUGGAAAACAUCAACAUCUUGCACCGCCAUCGAGAGUGGCUAAAGUGAAUCGCCUUCGCUUCUCUGGUGAUAUAUUAACGAGACCGGCACAUCGCAUUCUUCAAUGA